AUGGAGAUUUGGUUCAUCGUCCUCAUCUCCCUCUGCAUCUGCAUUUUUCUCAACUCCAUUUUUACCCAUUUUCGAAGCUCCACCAAACUCCCACCAGGCCCUUUCAUCUCCUUUUCCAUCCUCACUAACGUCCUAUGGCUUCGAACAUCCUCCCUCGACAUGGAGUCUCUGCUCCGAACCUUCUUCGCCAAGUACGGCCCUGUACUCACCCUCCGCAUCGGCCUCCGCCCUGCCAUCUUCAUUGCCGAUCACUCCGUUGCCCACAACGCCCUCGUCCUUAACGGCGCUCUCUUUGCCGACCGUCCACCCGCCCUUCCCGUCAGCAAGGUCGUCUCCAGCAAUCAACACAACAUCAGCUCUGCCUCUUACGGUCCACUCUGGCGUCUCCUCCGCCGCAAUCUCACUUCUCAAAUCCUCCAUCCUUCUCGUGUCAAAUCCUAUGCUCCUUUUCGCAAAUGGGUUUUGGAUAUUCUUCUUAAUCGCCUUCAGUCUCCCUCUCAAUCUGGAGGCCCCGUCUCUGCCUUUCGGUAUGCCAUUUUCUGUUUGUUAGUGUUGAUGUGUUUUGGGGAUAAGUUUGACGAAUCUCAAAUCAAUGUAAUCAAGGAAGUGGAGCAAGCGAUGCAGUUGAAUUUCAGGCGUUUUAACACUCUUAAUUUCUUCCCAAAAGUGACAAAAAUUUUGCUAAGAAAACGAUGGGAGGAGUUUCUCCAAUUAAGAAGGAACCAAGAGAAAGUCCUAAUUCCUUUGAUCGAAGCAAGAAGGAAGAUCAAUCAAAACAGAUUAAACAGAGAUGGAACUAAAGAAGAAAUCGUGGUGUCAUAUGUCGACACGCUAUUCGAUUUGGAGCUCCCGGAUGAGAAAAGAAAUCUUACUGAUAGCGAAAUGGUGACCAUAGCCUCCGAGUUUAUCAACGGAGGCACCGAUACAACAUCCACAGCCUUGCAGUGGAUAAUGGCGAAUUUAGUGAAAUACCCAGAAAUCCAAAACAAGCUUUUUGCAGAGAUGAAAGGAGUGAUGGGAGAAGGAUCAAAGGAGGAGGUGAAAGAAGAGGAUCUGGGGAAACUUCCAUAUCUGAAAGCUGUGAUUUUAGAAGGAUUAAGAAGACACCCACCAGCGCAUUUCUUGCUACCACACGCAGUGAAAGAAGAUACAGAGUUGGGAAACUAUGUGAUACCAAAGAAUGGGACUGUAAAUUUCAUGGUGGCGGAAAUGGGUCGGGAUCCGAAAGUGUGGGAAGAUCCAAUGAAUUUUAAGCCGGAGAGGUUCAUGAAAGCCGGUGAAGGAGAAGAAGGAGGUUGGUUCGAUAUAACAGGGAGCAAAGAGAUAAAGAUGAUGCCGUUCGGAGCAGGGAGAAGGAUGUGUCCUGGAUAUGGUCUGGCGAUUCUUCACUUAGAAUAUUUUGUUGCUAAUUUGAUUUGGCGAUUUGAGUGGAAGGCCAUCGAUGGAGAUGAAGUGGAUUUGUCGGAGAAGGUAGAAUUGACUAUUGUUAUGAAGAAGCCUCUGCAAGCCAACCUACACCCAAGGUUUUAGAUUGAGAGUUGAUUUUUUUCUCCUAUUCUAAUUUCAAGUUUCAUAUAUUAC
Messenger RNA from Benincasa hispida (wax gourd), 1581 nucleotides. Lineage: Eukaryota; Viridiplantae; Streptophyta; Magnoliopsida; Cucurbitales; Cucurbitaceae. The record is from RefSeq and is a predicted model, not a curated record.